This is a messenger RNA of Arctia plantaginis, 2283 nucleotides long. NCBI's taxonomy places the organism in Eukaryota, Metazoa, Arthropoda, Insecta, Lepidoptera, Erebidae. The record is from the annotation of a GenBank genome assembly.
AUGGAUAGAAUACAUAAACUCGAGCGAGACGCCCUCGGCCGCCAAAAGUAUAUGAAUGCGGUGAUAGAAGAAGGAAACUCUCCUAUACAACAAUUCUUCUCGGGCGUUACCAUCUUUAUUACUGGAGGAGGUGGUUUCCUUGGCAAGCAAUUUAUAGAGAAGCUACUCAGAGCAUGUAAAAUAAAGAAAAUAUAUGUAUUAUUGAGGCCGAAGAAAGGUAAAUCCAUACAAGAGAGGCUGCAGUUUAUGUUGAAGGAUCCUGUUUACGAUAUGGUACGUAGAACACAAUCGGAUUUCGCAGACAUAUUGGAAGCUUUAGAAGGAGACAUUUCAGAGCUGAAUCUCGGACUAAGUGAUAAGGACUACGCCAAAAUUACUGACGAGGUCGAUUUCGUUGUUCACAUGGCAGCUAUAAUUCGGUUCGAUGGACCAUUACGGGACGCCACAUUGGCCAACGUUCGAGGGGUCAGAGAAUGUGUGUUGCUGGCCAAAGCGUGUAAAAACCUCAAGUGUUUCACAUAUGUGUCAACAGCCUUCACUCAUGCAACUCGAGAUCGCAUCGGAACAGAGUUGAAGGAACAAUUUUAUCCGUGUCCUGUACCCCCUGAUCAGAUAAUCGAGUUGGCCGAAAAUGAAUCUAAAACGGUGGAAGAUAUAAGAGAGGAAAUGAUCAAAGGAUGGCCCAACACGUACACCUUCACUAAAGCAAUAGCUGAAGAAGUGGUCAGAUUGAAUUGUGGGGAUAUACCCGCUUGUGUCGUCAGACCGCCAGUUGUGGUCCCCUCUGAAGCUGUUUUACGUACUUCUAACUCCUUGAGGAACUAUUCAGAUAUGGAUAGAAUACAUAAACUCGAGCGAGACGUCCUCGGCCGCCAAAAGUAUAUGAAUGCGGUGAUAGAAGAAGGAAACUCUCCUAUACAACAAUUCUUCUCGGGCGCUACCAUCUUUAUUACUGGAGGAGGUGGUUUCCUUGGCAAGCAAUUUAUAGAGAAGCUACUCAGAGCAUGUAAAAUAAAGAAAAUAUAUGUAUUAUUGAGGCCAAAGAAAGGUAAAUCCAUACAAGAGAGGCUGCAGUUUAUGUUGAAGGAUCCUGUUUACGAUAUGGUACGUAGAAUACAAUCGGAUUUCGCAGACAUAUUGGAAGCUAUAGAAGGAGACAUUUCGGAGCUGAAUCUCGGACUGAGUGAUAAGGACUACGCCAAAAUUACUGACGAGGUCGAUUUCGUUGUUCACAUGGCAGCUAUAAUUCGGUUCGAUGGACCAUUACGGGACGCCACAUUGGCCAACGUUCGAGGGGUCAGAGAAUGUGUGUUGCUGGCCAAAGCGUGUAAAAACCUCAAGUGUUUCACAUAUGUGUCAACAGCCUUCACUCAUGCAACUCGAGAUCGCAUCGGAACAGAGUUGAAGGAACAAUUUUAUCCGUGUCCUGUACCCCCUGAUCAGAUAAUCGAGUUGGCCGAAAAUGAAUCUAAAACGGUGGAAGAUAUAACAGAGGAAAUGAUCAAAGGAUGGCCCAACACGUACACCUUCACUAAAGCAAUAGCUGAAGAAGUGGUCAGAUUGAAUUGUGGGGAUAUACCCGCUUGUGUCGUCAGACCGCCAGUUGUUGUACCAGCAUAUUAUGAACCUUCUCCGGGGUGGUCAGAUCUAAGCGCCAUAUAUGGACCUACUGGUUUUAUGAUCGGUGUUGGACUCGGCGUUCUACACGUGUUCCCCGUUGAAACAGACAAAACGCUAAAUAUAGUGCCCGUGGACUAUGUAAACAACGCAAUCAUUGCUGCCACGUGGGACACGUGCGAAAGAAGAAAACAUGGUGCCCUCAAAGAAACUCCUAUAUACUCUGUUAGUUCUACAAAACGAGGCUAUGUGUGGGACUUUAUGGCAGCAGUUAUGAGAAGUGAGGACUGCAAAAGGCUUGCUUCCCCACUCGCUGUUUGGUAUUGUUAUGGAAUAGAAGUGACCAAUCCUGUCUUAUACUGGUUACUAACCUGGAUCCUACACUAUAUACCUGCUUAUAUGGCCGACAUAGUGUGCGCCAUUCUUGGCAUUAAAAUCAAAGGAAUUACUUCAUUCAGACAAUUGUAUCAAAAGUUCUACAAGAUGUCAAACGUGUUCUGCUAUUUCUUCAACAACGAUUGGUGUCAGAUAAGAGGCCAGCCACCAAUCACGUCCACGGAACUAAAAGGAAAGGAUAGGCAGAUAAAUUAUGCCACAAAGUACAUAUACAAAUCCUCGACUAGUGAAUUAAUAGCCUGCAUUUUGUCGACUGUCAUUUUAGUUUGA